Messenger RNA from Diaporthe citri, 981 nucleotides. RefSeq lists its product as uncharacterized. The transcript is spliced from 5 exons. NCBI's taxonomy places the organism in Eukaryota, Fungi, Ascomycota, Sordariomycetes, Diaporthales, Diaporthaceae. Bases 1 to 981 code for a protein of 326 amino acids. The record is from RefSeq and is a predicted model, not a curated record.
AUGUUGCGGUUCGCCUGCUCACAGCUCGUCGUCGACCGCGUGGACCCGCUGGUGAACCCGGGGAUGGUCUUCACCCCUCACCUGCACCAGAUUGUGGGCGGUAACGCGUUCAACGUGACCAUGGACCCCAACAACGACCCGGCCACGCAGUCCUCCUGCACCAGCUGCAGCUUCGUCCAGGACAAGAGCAACUACUGGACGUCGGUUAUGUUCUUCAAGGCGAAGAACGGGAGCUACCACCGUGUGCCUCAGACCGGCAAUGGCGGACCUCAGGGCAAGCUGAUCAACAACGGUGGCUUGGAUGUCUAUUAUAUCCCCAGUGGAAAGACAACAGCUUUCAAGAAGGGUUUCCGUAUGCUCGCUGGCAACGCGGCCAACACAAACCCGAGCAAGGUCAGCUCAGGCAACAUCUGCCAUCGAUGCUGGACCUCGCCGAACGAGGAUCAAUUUGUCGGCGGCGCGCCGUGCUCUGGCUCCGAUACCGUCGAGAUCCCGUCGGGUUCAAACUGCCAGAUGAUCCGACAGACCAUUAUCUUCCCCGCAUGCUGGGAUGGAAAGAACCUCGACAGCCCGAACCACCAAGACCACGUGGCUUACAGCGGUAAUGGAGCUACCGGGGGCGGUUCCUGCCCGUCCACUCACCCGGUGAAGCUUCCGCAAAUCAUGUAUGAGCUCAUGUGGAACGUCACGAUGUUCCAGAAGGACCGUAGCAUCUGGCCAACGGACGGCUCCAACCCAUUCACCUACAGUAUGGGCAUCGGUGGCGCUGCCGCCCAUGGAGAUUACGUCUUCGGCUGGGAGGGCAACACUCUACAGAAGGCUAUGGACAGCGGCUGCAACCUCAACCGGGACUGCCCUGCAGCUGGCAUCACUGCCCAGUCUGCUGACAAGUACAACGCCUGCGUCAAGGCGCAGCAGGCCAAGGAGCCAGUCGAUGGAUGGCUCCCUGCUCUUCCCAUGGGUGGCAUGGUAGCCAAGUGA